UGCGCGUGCGCGGUGAUGCUGGGCCUGGCUCUGGUUUGCGGCCUGGUGGGGCUGGGGAUCGGGGCGCUGCUACUCAUCGCACUGGGCAGGUCGGGCGUCGGGUUACGCCGCUGGCUGGGCUUUAGACGCUGGCUGAUGGCUCGCACCGAGAAACCGCUUUUCCGGAUUGCGUACACCCUGUAUACAAGGACCAGGCUAGGGUACAUCUUUCACAAGAAGCAAUUGAAGAAGACCCGAGAUUAUUAUCCCAGCGGCCAUUCCGUUGUCUGCCCCAAGGUUAUUAACGGUGUGAAAAUUCUUCCAGUCCCCAUACUGACAGACAAUUAUGGGUACUUGAUCAUUGACUUAGACACAAACAUUGCCGUCGCUGUUGAUCCUUCUGAUCCACUGAUUGUCCAGGCAUAUCUUGAACAGGAGGGUGCGACUCUUGAAGCUAUUCUCACAACACACAAACACUGGGAUCACAGUGGUGGAAACAAGGUACUGAAGAAAAUCUACAAAUCUUGUAGAGUGUAUGGUACCUCCAGAGAUAACAUUCCUGGACUCACAAACCCCAUUCUGGAUAAAGAGACAAUCGAAAUGGGAAACCUGAGGUUUCAGGUGUUCUUAACCCCGGGCCACACGGUGGGUCAUGUGAUCUAUGUCCUGGCAGGGAACCCUCCUGACAGUCCCGCUUGCCUCUUCUCCGGAGACUUGAUCUUCCUCUCCGGCUGCGGUCGGAUUUUCGAGGGGAGCUCCUCAUUGAUGCUGUCCUCGCUGGACAUUGUGGCCUCACUCGGAGAUGAGACAUUGCUAUGGCCAGGUCACGAAUAUGCACAAGAUAACUUGAUGUUUGCUGCUUCAGUUGAACCGAACAAUCUUGCUAUCUUCAACAAACUCGACUGGGUACUACACCAGAGGCAUGAGAAGCAUUGCACAUGCCCGUCGACAAUAGGGGAAGAGAAAGAGUACAAUCCAUUUUUGCGAACUCACUCCAGCGAUUUGCAUGAUGCCCUUGAGAUCGAGCGGAAACUUGACGAAGACUUGACUUCUUUCAGAUCCAGGGUCCUGGAGGAGGUCCGCAAGCGUAAAGAUAUUUUCAAUUAUAGAUAGCAUUUGGAAGAGAUUCCUGUUUUCCUUCUGCAAUCUCUUUCCUCUUCAAAAUGUAUGUCCUCCCUUUCUGUUUCCUUCCCUUCCUCUCCUCCUCUUUCUCUCAAUCCCCACUCUUGCGUUCUGUCCCUCCACCCCCCCCCCAUAUCCCACUCACCCACCCUUUGCUUGUUCUGUUGACGCUCGCUUUCUUUCUCUCUCUCUCUCUCUCUCUUUGUCUUCCACGCUCUAUAUUCCUCUUGGUACAGGAAACUUUAACAACAUGCAACUAAGAAUCAAAUGGAAACUUGAGCAAAGACCAACCCAGAUGAUUGCAUGAAACCCAAAGCCACUCAUCCAUCAGCACUUCAUUGCAAUAUUUAAACCAGAUGGAUUUUGAUAAAUGUACUUUUGUGAUCGAUUAACCUUGUUGAUUGAUCAGUCAGGGAACUUUUGCUGCCACAUCAUUCCCUCUACAGUGUAAAUAUGAAUUCUACCAAAUUUUUAUGUGAUGUAUUGUAAGAUCAGAUGCGUGUGUAUAAGUUGUCUUUUUCAUGGUGGCUAAUCAGAACUUUAUUCCCCAAAAAUAAUGAGUCACGCUAAUGUAAAAGUCGCUCUUCCUUUAUUUAUAGAUCACCAAAAGCAAACAAACUUCCACGAUGGUACGAGGAAUGUCCAAAAUAUGUUUUACAUGAAGCCUUUAGCACUAGAAAUGCAAAUACAGGAUUUACUUGCCACUGUUUGCUGUUUUUUUUUAGCCAAGUCAGGAUGGGUAUAGAGGCAACACCAAGCAAAGUCAAUUUUUAAAAAUCUCAUCUGUUUGCUGUAAGGUUCGAACUAACAUGAAUUUCUAGUUUCCACAGAUCGGAACACCAAGUUGCUGCUUGUUUGGCACUGAAUUGAUGUUUGGAGCAGAAUAGAGGAAGCUUUACUCUGUAUCUAACCUGUGCUGUACCUCCCUCAGGAGUUUGGGACAAUGUAAAGGGAGCUUUAGAAAGCUGUACCUACUUUGGGAGUGUUCAGGACACUGGAUGCCUGAAAUGGAAAUGGUUCCAGCCCCAGCACUAACACCCUUCGCUCGUCUGCACAAACAUAAUAAGCAAAAUGUAGCAUGCGUUGGAUCGCAUUUUGUUUAAGAGAAUAGGACUUCUUCCAGUAUAGGUACUUGUUUCCAAAUUUCACUUGAACUUCAGAGGCAGGAAGGCAAUGCUUCAUGUCAUGUUAUGCCCUCUGCAUCAGGAUGGUUCUCUCUCUACUUACCCUGGAAUAGCGAGACAUUAACAGGGCUCGUUCUCCCACACAGCGGCGAUUUGGUUUUGGAAUCACAGUAGAGGCCUCUGGGUAUAAAUAAGUUUUAUUCACUGGAACUGAACAUAACAUCACUGCUGCAAAUUCAGGUGUAAAGUUUUUGAAUAUUACUUUGCAUGUCAGAUCUUUAAUGUACUCCAGUGAUCAUGUCCUGUCAAAUUUCUAUUAAAAAUAAAUAUCAUCUUGUAUUUA
Carcharodon carcharias (great white shark) is the source of this 2568-nucleotide messenger RNA. It is a transcript of the gene pnkd, whose product is annotated as PNKD metallo-beta-lactamase domain containing. The coding region runs from base 16 to 1092 and encodes 358 amino acids. NCBI's taxonomy places the organism in Eukaryota, Metazoa, Chordata, Chondrichthyes, Lamniformes, Lamnidae. Gene Ontology annotation, molecular function: hydroxyacylglutathione hydrolase activity. The transcript has 9 exons. Gene Ontology annotation, cellular component: mitochondrion. The record is from RefSeq and is a predicted model, not a curated record.